This is a messenger RNA of Oncorhynchus kisutch (coho salmon), 3371 nucleotides long. RefSeq names its product fibroblast growth factor receptor 2. Lineage: Eukaryota; Metazoa; Chordata; Actinopteri; Salmoniformes; Salmonidae. The transcript is spliced from 18 exons. The coding region runs from base 741 to 3281 and encodes 846 amino acids. Gene Ontology annotation, biological process: protein phosphorylation; positive regulation of cell population proliferation; positive regulation of kinase activity. The record is from RefSeq and is a predicted model, not a curated record. Gene Ontology annotation, molecular function: fibroblast growth factor receptor activity; fibroblast growth factor binding; ATP binding. Gene Ontology annotation, cellular component: signaling receptor complex; plasma membrane.
AGGCAAAAGCAUAGAAAGAGAGGGGGCCACUGAGAUUUGAUUGGCUGAGGAAGGCAGAGCCAAAAACACUCUGGCCAGGAAACGGCUCGAAUUUCUGGGGACGUAAGGAGGAGAAAAAAUCUAGUAAACCUGACAAAGCGUCUGAGAACAGUACUAGGAUUGUCUGGGAAGAAGACGCUCUGCCGCGAGGGAUCAUAUAUUGAUGGAUUCUAUGUUUUUGGAGAGUUUAUGUUCUUUUUUUACCCAUUAGUUCAUCAUAAAUUGCCGACCUUUCGUUUGGAUGAAGAGUGUGCUCGCUCUGGUACACUGACAUUUGAGUUGACUAGCAACUUGGUGAAGAAGUUUCAGGGACGUAGCUAUGUUUUUCUAGUUAUUUUUCAAGGAUAUGGAUUUAAAUUCGGAUUUUUUUAAAGUGCCAUGGAACAACAAUGACUUCAUGAUUUAAUAAUACAUUUCAGUGAUUUUCUUUUGUUGCUCGUCCAAUUUGGGGAAAGUAAAAAAAAAUCGCUGCUUGGCAUUUUUGGUGCAGUGGGGUGAAUUUGCUCCAUCGGGACUAGGCUACACAUUCCUCUCGAUUCGGCACAGGCACUCGCCUCCUGCCUUGUCCAUGCAUGCGAAUCGGAGUUCUUCCAGACUUGAGGUAGUUAUUCGUUCCUUUCCUCAGCCCAGGUGAUUGGGGGAAUUCACAGUGAGUGACAGGCCGGGCAGCCUGCAGUUGAUGGUUGGGUGGAGCCCCUCAGAUGGGAUCAGUGUCCAGGGGGAGGCAGAGCCUGAGGAGGGGAGGAUGGGGGACGGACUCACCCUCCACUAACGGGAUGGCCUUGUGGGCCUGGCUGCUCGCCACCAUCCUGCUGUCCCUAGCAACGGCUACUUUGGCAAGGCCGCCGUACACUGCCGCAGAGGAAGAGGAGGCUACGCUAGAACCUGAAGAGCCUCCGACCAAAUACCAAAUCUCUAAGCCCACCGUGUGCUCGGUGCACCCGGGGGAACUGCUGAAGCUCAGCUGCCUUCUGGCCGGGGAGCCCGGGGCCAUCACCUGGACUAAGGAUGGUUCCACUCUCGGGGCCAACAACCGCACCCUGAUAGAACAGGAGGUUCUGCAGAUCCGCGACGCCACGCCCAAGGACUCUGGGCUGUACGCGUGCAGCACUGUGGGCCCUCAGGGCAGCGACACGCUCUGCUUCAUAGUGAACGUCACAGAUGCCAUCUCGUCUGGGGACGAUGAGGACGACACAGAGCGAUCUGAGGACGUGGGGGCGGACGGAGAGCAGAUAAGGGCGCCCUAUUGGACGAUGUUGGAGAAGAUGGAGAAGAGGCUGCACGCGGUGCCUGCUGCCAACACAGUCAAGUUCCGCUGUGCUGCCGGGGGCAACCCACGCCCUAAGAUGCGCUGGCUGAAGAACAGCCGACCAUUCCGACAGGAGGACCGCAUGGGCGGGUAUAAGGUGCGUCACCAGCACUGGACCCUGAUUAUGGAGAGUGUGGUGCCGUCAGACAAGGGCAACUACACUUGCCUGGUGGAGAACUCAUAUGGCGCCAUCAAUCACACCUACACCCUGGAUGUAGUGGAACGGUCCCCCCAUCGGCCCAUUCUCCAAGCAGGGCUGCCAGCCAACACCAGUGUGCAAGUGGGGGAAGACGCACGCUUCGUGUGUAAGGUGUACAGCGACGCUCAGCCCCACAUUCAGUGGCUGCAGCACAUCCAGAAGAAUGGUAGUCGCACUGGCCCAGACGGACACUCCUACGUCCGCGUCCUAAAGACCGCAGGUGUUAACACCACGGACAAGGAGAUUGAAGUCCUCUACCUCCCCAAUGUCACUUACGAGGAUGCUGGGGAGUAUACGUGCUUGGCGGGCAAUUCUAUUGGGAUCUCCUAUCACACUGCUUGGUUGACGGUGCUUCCAGCCAGUAACGACGAGAUGGUGACGGGUCUGAUGUCACCUGACUACGUGGAGAUAGCCAUCUACUGCAUCGGGGUGUUCUUGAUCGCCUGUAUGGUGGUCAUCGUGGUGGUAUGCCGGAUGAGGAAUACGGCUAAGAAGCCUGACUUUGGGAACCAGCCAGCGGUCCACAAACUCAGCAAGCAGAUACCUCUGCGCCGCCAGGUAACAGUGUCAAAUGACUCCAGCUCCUCGAUGAACUCCAGCACUCCGUUGGUCCGCAUCACCACACGACGCAGCUCGGCUGGCCACGACGACCCCAUCCCAGAGUAUGACCUCCCUGAGGACCCACGCUGGGAGUUCUCCAGAGACAGGUUGACUCUGGGCAAGCCGUUGGGCGAGGGCUGCUUUGGCCAGGUGGUGAUGGCUGAAGCGUUAGGCAUCGAUAAGGACAAGCCGAAGGAGGCCAUCACAGUGGCUGUGAAGAUGCUGAAAGACGAUGCAACAGAGAAAGACCUGUCUGACCUUGUGUCAGAGAUGGAGAUGAUGAAGAUGAUUGGGAAACACAAGAACAUCAUCAACCUACUAGGGGCCUGUACACAAGAUGGCCCUCUGUAUGUGAUAGUGGAGUAUGCCUCUAAAGGGAACCUGAGGGAGUACCUACGUGCCCGCAGGCCCCCUGGCAUGGAGUACUCCUACGAUAUUAACCGCUGCUCAGACGAACAGCUCGCCUUCAAGGACCUGGUCUCCUGUACCUACCAGGUGGCACGGGGCAUGGAAUAUCUGGCCUCGCAGAAGUGUAUACAUAGAGAUCUAGCAGCGAGGAAUGUCCUGGUCACAGAAAGCAACUUUAUGAAGAUUGCAGACUUUGGCCUGGCCAGAGACGUCCACAACAUUGAUUACUAUAAAAAGACAACUAACGGUCGUCUCCCGGUGAAGUGGAUGGCUCCUGAGGCUCUCUUCGACCGUGUGUACACUCACCAGAGCGAUGUCUGGUCAUUUGGGGUGCUAAUGUGGGAGAUCUUCACCCUGGGGGGUUCUCCGUACCCCGGCAUCCCCGUAGAAGAGCUCUUCAAGCUGCUGAAAGAGGGCCAUCGCAUGGACAAGCCUGGCAACUGCACCAACGAGCUGUACAUGAUGAUGAAAGACUGUUGGCAUGCCAUUUCCUCCCAUCGGCCCACCUUCAAGCAGUUGGUGGAGGAUCUAGACCGUAUCCUGACCCUGGUCACCAAUGAGGAGUAUCUGGACUUGUGUGCCCCAGCGGAGCAGUAUUCUCCCAGCUUCCAGGACACACGCAGUUCCUGUUCCUCCGGUGACGACUCUGUAUUCUCCCAUGACCCCUUACCAGAAGAGCCCUGCCUCUCAAAGUACCAGCACAUCAAUGGGGGCGUCAAAACAUGAGGCCUCCCCUCCUCAAUCCCUCCAUCGAGCCUGACCUGCCCCUCACCCGUACAACCCCCCCCCAAACAGACACUUCCAUAGAGAGAAACA